AGUGAGUAGGAGGGUGGUUGAAUAAAAAAGCAAAUAACAGAGAGGGAAGUGAAGUGUAAAAUAGCGAAGCAAAAGUCUCGUUUGCAGCACGUGCCAAAAGGCAUUUAUUUGCCAGAGAAUAUCUCUCGAGUACUCGUAGUGUCUGCGCAGUCUCAGCAUACGCGGCGAACUGCAGUAUUAUCCGUGCGCCAGGCACCGCAGCAGGAACAACAGGACAACACAACGAGCCACAACGAAUCCGCAUUAGAUUUCACACACAACUCAUGGUGUAAAUAUUUGCAGCUGCAGCAAUCAAUACAGCGAUGAGUCCAAUGUCGGAUGCCGCAACAGCUGGAUAGGAUAGAGUUCAAGCAGAGUCAGCUUUGAAAUAGUAAUCAUUGUCAUUGGUCACACUUGAGAACUAUCGGCAGAAGAGGCCGACUGCAUGUUAUGGCUGACAAACGUUUGCUCUGUGACACCGCAGAGACGGAGCGGCUGGUCGUGCACAUGGCCAAAGGUUCAAAGGUUCGAUCGAUGCCUUGGAGCUGCCUGCUGCGCAGGAAAUCGCUACUCGGACUUAUUGUGGCGCUGAUCUUCUGCUACUUCCUCAUCGGUCGGCCGGAGUGGGUGAAUGUGCUGGACAUAGAUGCGCUGCACAACGACAACUACUACACGGUCCAUCAUGUCUCCGAUGUGCCUGGCAUGGAUGAGCUGAUUGAAAAUGUUCCCUUUGUGCCGAAAGGCUUCCUCGUGUACAGCAAUUCCUGCCAGAUCAAAGAGGUAGAUCCGUACAAGGCCGAAGUCAUGCGCCACUUUAAGCGCGUCAAGUACGUGCCCUGCAAAAAGCUGCCGCCCCUCACCAAUGUGCAGUUCAAUGAGCAAUCCCAGAGCUAUGUGCUCAGCAUCAAUGGCACAGCCUUCACGCGCUACAAUGUGGGCUCGUCGAUCCAUUGCUGCUAUAUGGAGGUGCACCGUGUGAACGAGACCGAGGUGUCAUAUUCCAAGUGCCAGCGCUUCAUACACAAGGCAGUGCUGCCCAACGCGGUCGAAGGGAUCAUUGUGAAGUGCACUUCGGAUGCUGGGGAGAUCUACAUCAAUGGCCAUGCCACGAUACCCGUGAAGAAGUCCGUGCAGCAGCGACUGAAGAAAAAGGAGCAGCAGCGGCCACCCAGCGUGCUGAUGCUCGGCAUUGACAGCAUUUCGCGUGCGAAUCUCAUACGUGCCAUGCCCAAGACAGCGCAGUAUUUGUACGACAAUGGAUGGUUUGAGCUGGCGGGAUACAAUAAGGUGGAUGACAAUACAUUUCCCAACAUCAUGGCCCUGGCCACUGGCUAUGAUCUGAAGAGCGCGAACAAGGAGUGCUCCCCGUACGAGGUGGGUGGCCUGGAAAAGUGCAGCUUCAUCUGGAAUCUGUACGAGCAGCAUGGCUAUGUGACAGCCUACGGGGAGGAUGCCAUCAAGAUCAACACUUUCAACUACCUCAAAGAGGGUUUCGUCAAGCCGCCAGUGGACUACUAUCUGCGGCCAUAUCUGACCGCUGCUGAGGACAAGCUGCAGCGCACGAUAGUCAUGGGAUUGCCGCACUGCCUGGGCUAUGAGACAGCGGCGGAGCAUGUGUACGACUAUGCGCUGGAGUUUACGCGUCGCUUCCUGAACGACACCUACUUUGGCUUCUUCUGGACGAACACGCACAGCCACAGCGACAUCUCGCAGACGAGCAGCAUGGAUGCGUACAUGGUGCGGUAUUUGGAGCGUCUGGUGCGCCAGGGCACGAUGGACAACAGUGUGGUAGUGUUCUUCAGCGAUCACGGGCUGCGGUUUGGACCCACGCGCAGCACCUGGUCGGGGCAUCUGGAGGAGCGACUGCCUGCGAUGUUCAUAUGGCUGCCAGCAGGUCUGCGGCAGUCACAGCCACAGCUCGUUGAAGCGCUGCGCCUGAAUCGCAAUCGUCUGACCACGCCGUAUGAUCUACACAUGACACUGAAGCACAUACUCGCCAUGUCCGGGCGAACGAAUGGCCUGGAGUCGCUGGGAACAGCGCCCUCCUGCCCGCAGUGUCAGAGUCUGCUGUUGCCCGUGCCGGAGCAACGUUCCUGUGCGGAUGUGGGCAUCGAGGAUCACUGGUGCACCUGCUGGUCGUAUGACAAAAUCUCCACCAGUUCCAAGGAGACGCGACUCCUAGCGAUGCGCGUUGUCAGCCACAUCAAUCAGUUUGUGCACAGCUUCCGCAACGGAACGCUGGCCAAGCUCUGUGCGCCGCUCACGCUGUCCGUUGUCAAGUCCGCCUAUCAGGCACAUCGCAAUGCCCUCGAUCCGGAGAACAUGCGAACGGUGCGCCUGACGUUGGUUGCAUCGCCCAGCAAUGGCUUGUUCGAGGCCACGGUGCGGCACAAUCAGACGGACAACAGCAUGACGGUGACGGGUUCUGUCAGUCGCCUCAACAUGUACAUUAACGAGUCCGAUUGCAUACAGGAUUCGGCUGCCAAGAAAUAUUGCUAUUGCUGGAAGCACAAAAAAGGAUAGUUUAGAAAGGAGGAGACUUAAAUAUAUUCAAGCUAGCCCCAAGUGCCGUUAAACAGAUUCGAAUCUGGUAUAUUACCUGAUAAUACACAUGUACAUAGAUUGCUUAAGCUAGUCGUAGUUGUCCUAGCCCCUUUGGUGGGUUUCCAUUGUACAUAUAUAUAGUCCAUGUAUAUAUAACUAUAUCUUUUUAGUAGAUUGAUUCUCCUGAAUUAUGCUCUUAAGUGAAUCUCUUGCCAAACUAAACUUAAUUUUAUAAGCAGUUAGAAAUACUCGUUGGAUGUUUGUGUCUCGUUAGUGGCUAAUAGCGAGUGUCUACUGGCUGGUAGUGUCUUUACUCUUGUUACUCUUUGUUAAUAGUCCAAUUUCAUAAAUUAAAAGCGAGUCUCAAAUAUAUAUGUAUAUCAAAAUA
Messenger RNA from Drosophila subobscura, 2911 nucleotides. RefSeq lists its product as uncharacterized. The transcript has 6 exons. NCBI's taxonomy places the organism in Eukaryota, Metazoa, Arthropoda, Insecta, Diptera, Drosophilidae. The record is from RefSeq and is a predicted model, not a curated record. The coding region runs from base 430 to 2502 and encodes 690 amino acids.